Tinamus guttatus (white-throated tinamou) is the source of this 1720-nucleotide messenger RNA. The record is from RefSeq and is a predicted model, not a curated record. Lineage: Eukaryota; Metazoa; Chordata; Aves; Tinamiformes; Tinamidae.
AUGUAUGUCGGCUUAGCUGAAACUAGAGCAGUGAACACCUACCUCUUCAUGAUGCAAGCCCAAGGCAUCAUGAUCCGGGAGAACAUGAGGACGAUAGGAGCUCAGGUCUACGAGCAGGUGGUCCGCAGUGCCUAUGCCAAGAGGAACAGCAGUGUGAAUGACUCAGUGAACACCUACCUCUUCAUGAUGCAAGCCCAAGGCAUCAUGAUCCGGGAGAACAUGAGGACGAUAGGAGCUCAGGUCUACGAGCAGGUGGUCCGCAGUGCCUAUGCCAAGAGGAACAGCAGUGUGAAUGACUCAGAUUAUCCUCUUGAUUUGAAUCACAACGAAACCUUUCUGCAAGCCACAACUUUUCUUCCUGAAGACUUUACCUACUUCCCAAACCAUACAUGUCCUGAGAGGCUCCCUUCUAUGAAGGGCCCCAUUGAUGUAAAUAUGAGCGAGAUCACCAUGGAAGAUAUCCACCAGUUCUUCUCCAAAGACCCCUCUAUCAAGCUGGGAGGCCACUGGAAGCCGAGCGACUGCCUGCCGCGCUGGAAGGUGGCCAUCCUAAUUCCAUUCCGCAACCGCUACGAGCACCUUCCCGUCCUCUUCAGACACCUGAUUCCAAUGCUGCAGCGGCAACGUUUACAAUUCGCUUUUUACGUCGUUGAGCAGGCUGGUAACCAACCCUUUAACCGUGCCAUGCUCUUCAACGUUGGCUUUCGGGAAGCAAUGAAGGACCUGGACUGGGAUUGUCUCAUCUUUCACGAUGUGGACCACAUACCAGAAAACGACCGUAACUAUUACGGAUGUGGACAGAUGCCAAGACACUUUGCAGCCAAGCUGGAUAAGUACAUGUAUCUGCUCCCGUACAAUGAGUUCUUUGGUGGAGUGAGCGGCCUGACCGUAGAGCAAUUCCAGAAGAUCAAUGGCUUCCCCAACGCGUUCUGGGGCUGGGGCGGAGAGGACGAUGACCUCUGGAACAGAGUGCAGUAUGCAGGCUAUACAGUGACUCGACCAGAAGGAGACACAGGGAAAUACAAAUCGAUUCCUCACCAUCAUCGGGGUGAAGUGCAGUUCCUAGGAAGGUACGCCUUGCUGAGGAAGUCGAAAGAAAGGCAAGCCCUAGACGGCCUCAAUAACUUGAACUACUUUCCAAACGUCACGUAUGACGCGUUGUAUAAGAACAUCACUGUUAACCUGACACCGGAGCUGGCUCUGGUGAGUGAAUAUUAAGAGGAGAAAAUAACUUUGCUCUGCCCUUCACCAAGAAAGCACCGUGUUAGACUUUCUUUUUUAAGGGUUAUCAAGGACAAGAAAUACUUUGGCUAAUGAAGGAUCACAGUAUUUUGGAGAAUAAGGCUGAAAGUGCACGCACAAAUUGUCCUUGCUGUACCAAUCCAACCCGAUCCUCGUGCAGCGAGCUCAGCAGUCUUUUUCCUUUUCCGCCACUCGCUUUCCGGGUUUCAGGACAACGAUUUGAACUGCUGCUCUCGUCUCACAUUCCACCUCCAGCAUCUCCAGCGCCGGGGCUCGACGCAGACCCGCGUCCCUCCCCGCGAGCCGGCUCGGCCGAGUGACUCUGGCUUCCCGACUCGGAUGGUCGGAAGCAAUUCAGUCAGCAGCUGCCCCAGUUGGGAGAUCAAACAAGACUUCUGAUACCGUUCUACGUUCGUGCGGUUUUUUAAAUGACCUGCUUGAAGUAUAUACAACAGAAUCGCUUCUUAAAGAAGUGUAA